ACAUGAAACAGCGACAAAUUGGACUUUUUCUUUGGAGAGCAGAGGAAACGCUGCAAAUCAGAAAUCUGUUCAGCAACAGUGAGGUAAAAAAAAAUGGCAUCAAUUCUUCGCCAAAUAAUUUACACACCGAAAGCUCCUGUAAGACAGGGGAUUUACAGCCAGGCGGUGGUGGUGAAUGGGACCAUGUACAUCUCUGGUCAGCUGGGGAUGGACGUGGCCUCUGGUCAACUGGUGGACGGAGGAGUGCAGGCACAGGCCAGACAGGCUCUGGUCAAUAUGGGGGAAAUCCUUAAAGCUGCUGGCUGUGACUAUAACAACGUGGUGAAGACCACCGUGCUGCUCAAAGACAUAAACGACUUCACCAGCGUCAACGACGUCUACAAGACAUUUUUCAGCAGCAACUUUCCUGCCAGAGCUGCCUACCAGGUCGCUGCUCUCCCCAGAGGCGGGCUGGUGGAGAUCGAGGCGGUCGCUGUUCUCGGUCCGCUCUCCGACUCCUGACUAGCCGAGCUCAUCCCAAACAAGUUGUAGCGUAACACCAUCAUGUCGUUGUUCUCAGUCCUGCGAAGGCGUCGUUGCGUUUCUGACCGGCUGCACUUCUGAACAAGACGUAGAGACUCGUAUGAUUUAAACCUUCAACGCAGCAUUUGUGAUUAUACAUAUUGUUUAAAACUG
Messenger RNA from Nematolebias whitei (Rio pearlfish), 675 nucleotides. It is a transcript of the gene rida, whose product is annotated as reactive intermediate imine deaminase A homolog. Gene Ontology annotation, molecular function: deaminase activity. Lineage: Eukaryota; Metazoa; Chordata; Actinopteri; Cyprinodontiformes; Rivulidae. Bases 94 to 501 code for a protein of 135 amino acids. Gene Ontology annotation, cellular component: cytosol. The transcript has 6 exons. The record is from RefSeq and is a predicted model, not a curated record.